UGUUAUUUAAUAUCUUUAUGCUGGUCUAUAUUUCUUUAUUAGCGCAUUGCUUUAUUUAUUGUUUUUCUUUUUUGUUUUAACCGUAAGUGCUCGACUCGUUCAUCUGUACUGGAGCUCUGUUGCUGUUGAUGCUAAUGUUUUGUCAGGCUCACUUCACAACAAAUCCUCUCAGCAUUUGAAUCAUGGCAGAGACGGACGAGGCCGAUGUUCAAACAAAGAAAAGCAAAACCCUCAUCGUACGGCAUCUGCCCAGAGAACUCAACAGAGAUGAGAAAGAGGAUCUGCUCAAAUAUUUUGGCGCCUCCUCUGUCAGAGUGCUGUCAGAGAAGGGACCACUAAAGCAUAUGGCAUUUGCGACUUUCAGCAGUGAGACCUCAGCCUCUAAGGCACUAAACAGACUUCAUCAGCUGAGAAUCCUUGGUCACACACUAGUGGUUGAGUUUGCUAAAGAUCAAGACAGUGUCAUUGUUUUGAAAGACCCACCUGUGUCUAACAGUGGUGCUGGUGCUCAAGCUGAAAAGGGGAAGAAAGAAAAACAUCAACACAAUGUUCCAAUGGUGGACAACAGCAUUGCUCCCAGUCUGGGGUUGAAAUUUCAAACAAAUCCAACGCUGAAAUAUUUAUACCCUCCUCCUUCAAGUGGAAUUUUGACAAACAUUAUACACACACUUCUGAGCGUGCCCAAGUUCUACGUUCAAGAAAUAUGCAGCACCAGGUGUGUGGAAACAACACACACACACACACUCUUUUCUUCAUCAGAUGAACAUGUUCCUCCACAGGUUCUUCACUUGAUGAAUAAGAUGAACCUCCCCUGCCCAUUUGGGCCGGUGACAGCUCGUCCGCCUAUGUUUGAGAUGCCCCCAGGCCCACUGCCGCCCAUGCCCCCACCCUUCCCCCCAGAGAACCCUCCUCUGCCAGAGCACGAGGAGGGGGCGUCGGGCAGCGAAGAAGAAUCCGAGUAUGAGAGUGGAGAUGAGGAGGACAAAGAGAGGAUGAUCAGACUGAUGGGCCUUGUUAACCAGCCAUGCAAAAGACCGCUGAGAGCAAAGACUUCUUCCAAGAGAAAGAAACCCAAACUAAAAGACCUCCUGUUUAUUCCCAAACCGGAUUCCCACGGGCCCUCAGGCCCAGCCCUGCAGCCAGCAGACGUGUUCGAGCAACCUCAGACUCUCGGACAGAAGAAAAUUGAGUUCCAUAUAUCGGCUGAGGCGUCCACCAUCCUCGAGGGGCCCGGACAGAAUCAAGAGCCGCAAUUCGCAGAUGCAACUGAAGACACGGCAGAGAAGGAGGUUUCCGCUCAGGAAGCCGCAGAAGGGUUCGGGAAAAUCUACCCGAGCGCUCAGGUCCCCAGACAGGAGGAAGAGAGGGAGGAAGAUGAGGACAUCCCCUCGGAGUUCAUCUCUAGGAGAGAGCUAGAGAGAGGCAGACUCUCCAGAGACGAGAUAAAGAAAAUGUCUGUGUUUAAAAAUUACGAACCCGGAGAACCAACCUGCAGGCUUUACGUUAAGAAUAUUGCAAAGCAAGUUGAAGAAAAAGAUCUGAAGUUCAUCUACGGUCGGUAUAUCGACAUCUCCUCAGAGGAGGAGAGAAACAUGUUUGAUAUUGUUUUGAUGAAAGAAGGGAGGAUGAAAGGUCAGGCCUUCAUCGGACUCCCCAGCGAGAGAAGCGCGGAGAAGGCCUUAAAGGAAACCAAUGGAUAUAUACUCAACGACAAACCUCUUGUGGUGCAAUUCGCCAGAUCUGCAAAACCUAAACCGGAAUCUGCUGACCCAAAGAAAGGAGGGAAAAAACACUGAACUGAUGAUGUUGCAUCAAAUUACCUCAAUCAUGAGCCUACGGGAGCUCCAUCUUUACUUCAUAUCCUUUAAAAUAUCCUUUAAAAGAGUUAUUUGAGUUGCUUGUUUAUAUAUAAAAAAUAUAGGUAAUAAUACCUGAAUUCUUCUAAAUGUCAAGCAAUAUUUUUCUGCUUCAUUCAUAAAAAAAAAUAUAUUUAUUGUCGCAAAUAAAUCGUAUUAAUAUUCACAUAUUUUCCCUCCAAUUUUAUUGCAGACUGCUGCUGUUGAGUCCGGUUGGGCUGAAGUUCAUCAUUAUCUAAUGUAAUAUUUUUUUUUUAUAGGAACUGAUUUUGUUGAUAUGUCUUGCAAUACAGUAAAAUAAAAGGAAAAAAAUAA
Messenger RNA from Megalobrama amblycephala (Wuchang bream), 2171 nucleotides. RefSeq names its product RNA-binding region (RNP1, RRM) containing 3 (gene rnpc3). Gene Ontology annotation, biological process: mRNA splicing, via spliceosome. Gene Ontology annotation, molecular function: U12 snRNA binding; pre-mRNA intronic binding; protein binding. NCBI's taxonomy places the organism in Eukaryota, Metazoa, Chordata, Actinopteri, Cypriniformes, Xenocyprididae. The coding region runs from base 183 to 1796 and encodes 537 amino acids. The record is from RefSeq and is a predicted model, not a curated record. Gene Ontology annotation, cellular component: U12-type spliceosomal complex. The transcript is spliced from 16 exons.